Octodon degus (degu) is the source of this 783-nucleotide messenger RNA. It is a transcript of the gene Tex36, whose product is annotated as testis expressed 36. The coding region runs from base 176 to 673 and encodes 165 amino acids. Lineage: Eukaryota; Metazoa; Chordata; Mammalia; Rodentia; Octodontidae. The transcript is spliced from 4 exons. The record is from RefSeq and is a predicted model, not a curated record.
CCUAUUGUGAUGUGGGCUUCUGCUCUGUAGCAACAGUGACAACCCUGGCAUUGUCUCCUGGCAGAUGCCAAGAAGUAGAAACCAGGGAUCAGGAGGAAGAGUGGGUGUGUGGCGCUUUUGAGACCCUGGAAAAGUGAGGGAACCAACCUCAGCCACCUUCAGGAUCCUGGCGAGAAUGGUCAAGGGCAGACACUUCAAACCCUCUUCAGACAAGGAUGGAAGUUGGUUCCCUCAUAUUGGACUUACACAAAAGACACCAGAAUCCCUCAUGAGUUCUGUGUUAAAAGAGUCUUAUUGUCCAAAGUUGAUUCAGCAAACAGAGAAGAAGCUGCCACCAAUAUUCAAAGUCCGGGAGAAGCAAGCAGUAAGUAACAACUUCCCCUUCUCUGUGCAUGACAAUCGCCACACUUUGGAAAACUCUGGAUGCUAUCUUGACUCUGGCCUGGGGCGUAAGAAGAUCUCCCCAGAAAAAGGACAGCAUGUUUCUAGAAAUUUCAAUCUUUGGGCAUGCGACUUCAUUCCGUCUUAUCUCGAUGGCCUUUCAAGUAACCAAAUAGACUAUGUCUACAAGGAGGCCACAAUAGCACCAAACUUGAGACAUUUUCCAAAAUCUUAUAACCAGGUAUGGGACAACUUCAGACCUGCUGCUCAAAGCUAUAUGAAGCCAGAGUAAGGUUCCCUACUGACGAAAAGUUCUGUAUCUCCUCAGAACUUUUGAUCCUCCUGGGAGAAUCUUGAUGUUUUACAGUAUUACCAUUUCCUCUGACAUUCUAAAAGUAUGUA